CCCGUCCUUCAGUAGCUUAUGAUCGAACAGGGAGUAUUCUGCUUCGUCCUCAUCGAAUUCAUCGAUGAUUGCAAAAAUGACAGUCCCGACGCAGUUCUGAGCCGGAUUCGUCGAGUCGAGCGAGCAGCCCCGGCGGAUAGUCAGUGCGCCAGUGAAUAUAAGAUGCAUCCCCCGACAAGUGCAGGAGCAGCGUCUCUCGUCAGAACUCGCAAGUGUCCGUGCCUACUCCGAUGAGGUUAUUGCGGAGAGCCACUGGGAUUCCGAGAAUUUCGCUCGCAAGCUCGCAUUCACCACGACCCCAGUGUGCAGAGGCACCGUCGUAAGUACGACAGCAGCAACAACAACAACAACAACAACAACAACUGAUGCUCCCCUAGAGAUAGAUAAAAGAAGGAGAAAUAACAAUUUCAGCGUUUUAAUAGAAGAUAGUAUUUUAUUAAAAAAAACAUGUCGCAAGAAGAGAACAAAUCAUUCGAAAAUAAUGUAAGCGCAAGAGCAGUUGUUUAUACAGCAGUGGAAAAGUCAAUAUGCGUGCCUAAGGCCAAAGCAAGAGUCAAGUUGUGAGUGCCAAGUAUUUGCUCAAUCUUCAAUGGAAUCACGCUACUAGAUCGCUCGCUAGCGAUUAAGACGGCAGCUUCCUUCAGAUAAUAUCAACUGAAGAAGAACGAUGCAGCAGACUAAACAAAAUCCUAUAGGCUCGAGUAACCAAGACAACUAUCAGUAUGUUGGGCCUUACCGACUAGAGAAGACCUUGGGCAAGGGUCAAACCGGUCUGGUCAAGCUGGGAGUCCACUGCGUUUCGGGCAAAAAGGUCGCCGUAAAAAUCAUCAACCGGGAGAAGCUGUCCGAAUCCGUGCUGAUCAAAGUGGAAAGGGAGAUCGCCAUCAUGAAGCUGAUAGAUCACCCUCACGUUCUGGGCCUAUCCGAUGUCUACGAGAAUAAGAAGUAUUUGUAUCUCGUUCUGGAGCACGUGUCCGGCGGCGAAUUGUUCGAUUAUCUGGUGAAGAAGGGCAGACUGACGCCCAAGGAGGCGCGGAGAUUCUUUCGACAGAUCAUCUCUGCGCUCGACUUUUGCCACAGCCACAGCAUAUGCCAUCGCGAUCUCAAGCCGGAGAACUUGCUGCUCGACGAGAAGAACAACAUAAAGAUAGCGGACUUCGGAAUGGCUUCCCUGCAACCGGCCGGCUCUAUGUUGGAAACGAGCUGCGGCUCGCCUCACUACGCCUGCCCGGAGGUCAUCAGGGGCGAGAAGUACGACGGGCGCAGAGCGGACGUCUGGUCCUGCGGGGUCAUUCUCUACGCCCUACUGGUCGGGGCUUUGCCCUUCGACGACGACAAUUUGAGGCAACUGCUCGAAAAAGUGAAGCGCGGCGUUUUUCACAUUCCACAUUUCGUUCCUCCGGAUUGCCAAAAUCUUCUGAGGUCUAUGAUAGAGGUCAAUCCAGACAAAAGACUGACCUUGGCCGAGAUAAACCGGCACGUGUGGGUCACCGCGGCGGGCAAAGGAGAGCUCGAGCUCGAGUUGUCGAUGAUGGAUGUAGUGCAGACCCAUGUGAUUCCGUCCGAGGAUGCGAUCGACCCCGACGUCCUGCAAGCCAUAGCGAGCCUGGGUUGCUUCAAAGAACGAGAGAAGCUCAUAAAGGAGCUGCUCAGUCCAAACCACAACACGGAGAAGGUCAUAUACUUUCUUCUGCUCGAGCGGAAGCGCAAGAGACCGGCUUGCGAGGACGAGCUGGAGGUCAUGCGGAACAGCACGCGGGCCAACGCGACUCAGGAAGAUCCCCCCAAGAAGCGCAUAGACACUUGUCGAAUCAACGGCAAUAGCAAUUUAAAUUUAGGCCAAAUUAGCCAGGGCUCUCCGCUCACACCGAGGAGGCAAUCCAGUUUGCGACAGCAUUCCAAGCGCUCGCCGAGCGGCACCCACAUCCACGUGACGCACUCGGUUACGCCCGGGGCGAAUGUCUCGCCGCUUUUCGCCCCAAACCUCAGCGGCACUCACAAGGUUGCCUCGUGCCUGCAAGCUGGCCAAGUGAGCAGCCCCAGGCGCAUGUCCCCCAGCGUAAUAUCCAGCGGCAACGACUGCUCCAAUCAAACUCCCGUUCUAACGACGCCUUCGCCACUGGCAAACAUCGGCAUCGAAAUUAACGAUGUGCAGCCAGUUGCAAACGUAGAAGAAACGCCUCCCGGAUCCCCGCAUACCACUGCUACGAGCUCCGGCGGUGUGCACCACUGGAGAUCGAGAUUAAACACUAUUAAGAACUCCUUCCUCGGUAGUCCGCGCUUUCAUCGCCGCAAGCUGUUGACGAGCGCCGAGGACGUAAGCGUACAGCUCACUCCGGAGUCGUCUCCCGAGUUCACGAAAAAGUCCUGGUUCGGGAACCUCAUGACCACGGAGAAGGACGAAACAUUUACAGUAUUAGUGAAGGGAAAGCCAUUAGCUACUCUCAAAGCUGAUCUGAUUCACGCUUUUCUUUCGAUCGCUGAACUAUCUCACAACGUGAGUUCUCCUAUGUCAUUCAAGGUGGAGUACAAGAGGAAUAGUACGGGUCCAGUUAUGUUUCAAAGACAAGUACGCUUUCAAGUAGAUUUAAGUGAAAUAUCAAAACAGUCAUCCGAGGCUCUUUUCGCCAUCACGUUCACUCUUCUUAAUGGAAACAUAAGGAGGUUUAGAAGGCUUUGCGAGCACAUUCAGUCCCAAGUAUGCGGUAAAAGUACCAUGCUUCAGCUAGGAACUCCUUGCAAAGGAACUUCGGCUAGUCCGCGAACGUCGAGGAAGCAUUCGUUAGAAUUGAGCGAGAGUUCGAGUUGUGGAAGUGAUACUAGUGAUAGACUAUUCGUUGCUUCUCAAGCGAUUACGCGACAGGUCAACUCGGAUCUCGAGCCGGAGCACGCCACUUUGGAGAUACAGGCCACAGUGCAAGAGAUUCAAAGCGUCAGCUCGUCUUCAAAGAUUAGUCAAGACACAAAAAGCGAUGAAACUGUUGAAUGCCAAAACACUGUGGAUAAUAAGUUUAUAAAAACCAAAAGUGGCAACAAUAUAGCGUGAUACCACCAGAA
Molecule: messenger RNA, 3057 nt
Organism: Nasonia vitripennis (jewel wasp)
Lineage: Eukaryota; Metazoa; Arthropoda; Insecta; Hymenoptera; Pteromalidae
Gene: sff
Product: serine/threonine-protein kinase BRSK2
Exons: 14
Coding region: 668-3046 (792 amino acids)
Biological process (GO): intracellular signal transduction; microtubule cytoskeleton organization; protein phosphorylation
Cellular component (GO): cytoplasm
Molecular function (GO): ATP binding; protein serine/threonine kinase activity; tau-protein kinase activity
Source: RefSeq, a predicted model, not a curated record